AGACUAAGAGGGACAUGGGACGGAGCACAAAAUGAAGAAUGUGUGUGUGUGUGUGUGUGAGAGAGAGAGAGAGAGAGAGAGAGAGAGAGAGAGAGAGAGAGAGAGAGAGAGACAGAGAGAGAGAAAGAGAGAGAGAGAGAGAGAGAGAGAGAGAGAGAGAGAGAGAGAGAGAGAGAGAGAGAGAGAGAGAGAGAGAGAGAGAGAGAGAGAGAGAGGAAAAGGGAGGAGAAGGGGAGGGAACCGAAAGCGGAGGAGGCUGGUGAAGCAGGUCCCGACUGGUGCUGGGUGAGGCCAGGCAAGCAAGCGAGAGCUUGUGUGCCUGUGCCUGGCGGCUGACUGCGGUGGUCUUGCUUCCGCCUCUGAGCUGCCGGCCCGGGGGCGCCGCUAACCCUGUCUAUGUCUUUUUCUGACUCCAGUGCAACGUUUCUGCUGAACGAGGGUUCAGCAGAUUCCUACACUAGCCGACCAUCUUUGGACUCCGACGUCUCCCUGGAGGAGGACAGGGAGAGUGCACGGCGAGAGGUGGAGAGCCAGGCUCAGCAGCAGCUGGAGAGGGCCAAGCACAAACCAGUGGCAUUUGCUGUGAGGACCAAUGUCAGUUACUGUGGGGUGCUGGAUGAGGAGUGCCCGGUCCAGGGCUCUGGAGUCAACUUUGAAGCCAGAGACUUCCUGCAUAUCAAAGAGAAAUACAGCAAUGACUGGUGGAUUGGGAGACUAGUGAAGGAGGGUGGGGACAUUGCCUUCAUCCCCAGCCCUCAGCGUCUGGAAACCAUCCGCCUCAAGCAGGAGCAGAAGGCUAGGAGAUCUGGGAACCCCUCUGGUGACAUUGGCAACCGCCGUUCCCCUCCCCCGUCUCUAGCCAAACAGAAGCAAAAGCAGGCUGAACAUGUGCCCCCAUAUGAUGUGGUACCCUCCAUGCGACCUGUGGUGCUUGUAGGGCCUUCCUUGAAAGGCUAUGAGGUCACAGAUAUGAUGCAGAAGGCACUCUUCGACUUCCUCAAGCAUCGAUUUGAUGGCAGAAUCUCCAUUACUCGAGUUACAGCUGACCUCUCUUUAGCUAAGCGUUCAGUGCUCAACAACCCAGGCAAGAGAACUAUAAUUGAACGUUCCACAGCCCGAUCCAGCAUUGCUGAGGUGCAGAGUGAGAUCGAGCGGAUCUUCGAGUUGGCCAAGUCCCUGCAGCUGGUAGUGCUGGAUGCCGACACCAUCAACCACCCUGCCCAGCUGGCUAAGACCUCUCUGGCCCCCAUCAUCGUAUAUGUCAAAGUGUCCUCACCCAAGGUGCUUCACCGUCUGAUCCGCUCCCGGGGAAAGUCACAGAUGAAACAUGUGAAUGUUCAGAUGAUGGCCUACGACAAGCUGGUACAAUGCCCGCCGGAAUCUUUUGAUGUGAUCCUGGAUGAAAACCAGCUGGAAGACGCCUGUGAGCACCUGGCUGAGUACUUGGAAGUGUACUGGAGAGCUACCCACUACCCAGCCCCAGGACCUGGCCUGCUGGGCCCACCCAGUGCCAUCCCAGACCUUCAGAACCAGCAGCUGCUCGGGGAGCGAGGAGGAGAGUGCUCCCCCCUGGAGCGGGACAGCCUGAUGCCUUCGGACGAGGCCAGCGAGAGCUCCCAUCAAGCGUGGACGGGAUCUUCCCAGCGCAGUUCUCACCACCUGGAGGACGAGUACACGGACGUCUAUCAAGACCUGUACCAGCCACACCGUCAGCACACGUCGGGGCUGCCUAGUGCCAACGGACAGGACCCUCAAGACAGGCUCCUGGCUCGGAACUCGGAGCAUAAUUACAAUGAAAGGAACUGGCAACGCAACCGGCCUUGGCCCAAGGACAGCUACUGAGCUCCUUCCUCACGCCCUGCCCCGGUCUGUCCAAGGGAGUGGGAUGGGAACUAGGAAGAGCAGGGCACGAGCUGACUGGCAGGUUGGAGUGAAGCUAGCAGUAGGCUGGCACUAGGCGUAGCCCCCAGGUCCCCUUGGCCAGCUCUGGACCCCAGUGCUCCAGGAGCUCGAGGGGGCCCUUUGGCCUUCUGGGCUAAGGACCCCCAGGCUCUCCACUUUCCAAGUACUAGCCGUAUACAGUUCUGUACCCCUGGCACCUUCGUCUUCUCUCCUGCACAAGCCGUCCUCCUUGGGCAGCACCCUCCAGUCCGAGAUUCCUGUAGAAAUGGCUUUCCAUUUCUUCCAGGCUCAGGAAGGCCCCCCCCCAGGUGACUGGGAGAUGGGGAGAAGCCAAGGCCAGGGAGUCUUGGGGGUCUUGGAGUCCUGAAACCACACACGAGAAAUCAGACAAUCACCCCCUAUCCACACCUGAUUCAGUCAGCAAGGUGUGGGGUCAGGUGGGAGUGGAGCCAUCAGCGAAUUAUGUUGGGGAGCAGGGACCACCCGGAAAUGUUGGGGUGCAGUCGACAGGAUUCCCCCAAUCUGUUCGCCCCCCAGAACUGGGCUCUGAGGGAGGUGGGGGCCAACGAGGGUCUGGAGGGGGAGUAGCUGCGUGGAGCAGGUCCCACGCCUCUGCGGGCCCCGCGUCGGCUCCCACAGCUCCUUGAAGUCCUUCUCGGCACGGCCAUGAUCUCCGUGGGCCACGGACCCCCGGCUUCUUCCUGCCUCGUACGCACCACGAUUUUAAGUUAGUUAGGCUGGGGGAAGAGAGGAGGAGCAGGGGUGGGGACUCCUCUGGCUCCUGGGCAUCCUCACUGCAUCCGCCCCACAUGGCUGUCGCUGAGCCAGGCUGAGCCCAUGGCCGCCAUGGUCGUGGCUCCCACCCUGCUGUCAUCACCAAUAAAUGCCACGCACCGCCCCACGGCACCCACCCCA
Messenger RNA from Monodelphis domestica (gray short-tailed opossum), 2817 nucleotides. RefSeq names its product calcium voltage-gated channel auxiliary subunit beta 3 (gene CACNB3). Lineage: Eukaryota; Metazoa; Chordata; Mammalia; Didelphimorphia; Didelphidae. Gene Ontology annotation, cellular component: voltage-gated calcium channel complex. The record is from RefSeq and is a predicted model, not a curated record. Gene Ontology annotation, molecular function: protein binding; voltage-gated calcium channel activity. Gene Ontology annotation, biological process: calcium ion transmembrane transport.